Durusdinium trenchii is the source of this 2229-nucleotide messenger RNA. The record is from the annotation of a GenBank genome assembly. Lineage: Eukaryota; Dinophyceae; Suessiales; Symbiodiniaceae.
AUGUGUUCAUUUAACCACGAUGAGGCAGAUUCAGAUGGGCGGCCGAAUGAAUUGGCCUGUCUCGUGGGUUUUUUGAAGCUUUUGCUCUAUUGGUUGGCCAACUGUCCACCAGUGCUCUCAAGCUUCGCCACAUCUCCUGUGAUGAUACCUGUGGCCAUGGACCUCACAGCCUUCAGUGGUGCCGGUGCUUUCUAUGGAGUCCAGAUCCAAGGCCUUGCUUGCCUCAUCAUGGGCGCAUGCAUCAUGUCAGAGAGCGAGGCAGUGGAUUCCAUGAGCUUAAUAUCACAGCGCAUCGGAAUUGAGACCUUCCAGCACAAGGUCGAAUGCCUUUGGCGUUCAGAAGCUUUGCAGCGCCCUGCCCGGUCCUUGGGGGAGUUCCGCUGGUUCAACGGUCACUACCGCGGAUUCGUUCGAGAGCAUCAACGCGCUGUUCAACGGCGCAUGGUGCAGCUGUACGUAUCACAAGGUGUAGGUGGCAGUGGACUCAGCGAAGAUGUUGCGGACCACUACAAGCAGCUGAUCAGGGUGCAGGAUGAAGAGCUACGUGAAGUUCGCCAUGAGAAUGAGCAGCUGCGCUCAGAGGUGGAAGCCUUCAUGACUCGCAGCUUGAAGGCAAGCUCCGCCGCGCUGGCGGACAAGGCGUUCGUCUCCAGAGCUGUUUGGAUGUACUUGAUGAAAGCCAUCAUGGGGGGUGCUGCAGCUGGCGCCAUGGACGCUAAUGCAUUCAAUGCUGCAGUUCGAUCGGAUGGCAGCCCUUUGCCGGAGCUCUCGACUUUGACCUACCAAGGCGUUUUCAAUCAGCACAGCUAUCAGACUGGCGGACCUGAGGAGGUGCACAAACUGGCUGUGAGUGCCUAUGCUUCGCGCUUUGAGGAAGAGGGCUCUGCGGGACUUUGGCUCGCUUGCUUUUUGAAGUCCAGCCGAGAUGGACAGCCACGGGACGAGGUGCCCAUGGACCUAAUCGUGGUUUUGGAUGUUUCAGGGUCCAUGAACUGGCCUGUUGAUGGUGCUCUUCGAUCUGGUGGUGUGCCACGAUUGGCCUUAGCCAAGGAUGCCUUGAUGGCUUUGCUUCCCAAGCUGAGACCGGACGACCGAUUUGGUUUGGCAACCUUCUCAAAUGAAGGGCGUGUGAUCCAACCCUUGACCUUUGUAUCAAUACUUCAGCAAGAUGAGCUUCAAGAGCGCAUUGUGGCGUUACAGGCCGGCGGUGGCACAACAAUCUCAGCUGGCUUGGAAGCUGCCGUCCAGAUCUCUGGAGAGACAGACAUCAAGGAAAGACAUCGAAGGCUGCUGUUCCUGACUGAUAUGGAUGACAUGCGACCCGGUCAAUUGGACAAUAUGGUGGCCAAGCAGUCUGAGCGUGGGCUCUACGUGUCAUUUGUUGGGAUUGGACAGAACUUCAAAGCUGAACUAGCGGAACAAGUGUCUAAGCACAGAGGAUCGAACUACUUUUGCAUUACACGAGAUGAGGAGAUGCGCAAGACCAUCGUAGACAAUUUCGAUUGGAACUUCUUUCCAGUGGCUUUCGAUGUUGAGGUCACCCAGCAAAGUGAUUCCUUUCAGCUGGCAUCUGUGUAUGGCACUCCCUUUGAUGCUCGAGAUGAGCUUGUGGAAGCUGAAUGGAUGCCUGAUGUCCAUCGCUUCUAUCCACUGGACUUCAAGUCGACGGUCUCAACCUUUCUUCUUUGUAUACAGAGGCAAUUCCCGGCUGGCUUACCAAUGCCUGCGUUGCAAGGCAUCUUCAGCUUCCUUUCUUCUGGGGUAAGAAGUGUUAUUCGUGUCGAUACCGUGUUUCCCAGCGGCGUGCACGCCGAUGGUGCAGUGGAUGGAGGCCUCAUUCUUUUGCGUCUCCGUGGUGGCAGCGGACAGGUACGUCUGACCUUGCGAUACCAGGCCGGUGAGCGCUGCUUCACCACUUGUCAAGAUGUCGUUGUACCUGAUGAUGAGAGCGUGCCUGAAGCCAUCAGGAAGGGUGUGAUUCUGCAGCGUUACGUGCAGACUUGCAGAGAGUAUCUUAUGCUACGAGAACCGGUUUGCAAAGACUGCGACGGUUUUGAGGAUUAUGCCACUCGGGUGAGGUGUGCUUUCCAGAACUUGGAUGUGUUGGGGCAGGAAUUUGCCAAUGAUGCAGCCAAUGUUGAUGCUCUUUGUCCGGGACUCCGGGAUCAAUUGCACGCUUUUCAAGAAAUGGCCGAGAAACACGCCAAGCGCGUGCUUGAUUCCAAAUGA